AUGUGCACUCGAUCCCCACAGAAUCUGGUCUUUCUGGGCUACAUGAAUGCCGACUGCACUUACCUUACCAAACAGGCUGGAGAGCAACUGCGUUUGAGAACAGACGAUCAGUAUGCAUGGAGCAUUACAGGUGAUAUGGACACGACUGUAUCCGACACGAGCUGUGCCUACGACAGGUUCACAGCCGAAGGCUCUAAAAUAGCCAGACGAAUUCCUACUGUGCGUCCUUUCAACAUUCAAUCUGCCUACAAGUUGGACUUACAGAAGGUUGGCUGCCAAGUUGUCUUUCGUCUUAACGUCUAA
Molecule: messenger RNA, 303 nt
Organism: Echinococcus granulosus
Lineage: Eukaryota; Metazoa; Platyhelminthes; Cestoda; Cyclophyllidea; Taeniidae
Product: Deoxyribonuclease-1
Exons: 2
Coding region: 1-303 (100 amino acids)
Biological process (GO): DNA catabolic process
Cellular component (GO): nucleus
Molecular function (GO): DNA nuclease activity
Source: RefSeq, a predicted model, not a curated record